AUGAAUAUCAUUCCCAAAAAGUCAAAGUCUAAUGAUCUGAUUUCAAACAAGAAAUCGUAUACAGCCUCAAAAAAGCUAUGAAUAUUCAUAUUGGAUUGCUUGAUAGAAUUAUUUAGUCCUCAACUUUCCUCAAAAUUCCCUUAUAAACAGCAGAUAGCCAUAGAAGCCAUAAAAGACUUAAUUGUCACUGCUCAAAUUGUUUCAAUUUCCUGAUACCCAAGCAUGCCAAUUCACAACUGAGACUCACACUCACAGUUUUGAAGAUCAUUAUUAAUUUUAAACUAUGACAACCUAUGCAAUUAUUUUGGCUUAUAUAGUAUAUGCUACGUCAUUGAAUUUUCUUUAUUAUUUUAUGCCAUUUUUGUAACAAUUUUAUGCUGCAUCCUUAAAUAUUUUUGCCGAAGCCUUCCAUUAAUAUUUCUUCACAUAGCGAAAAAAAUAAUCAAUGCUCUCACAUCAAUUCUCUUUAUUCCAUUUUUACUCAUUCCAAUUGUUGUUUUUAAAUAUUCGACAUUUCAUAAUAAUCAAGUCCAAGAAUAUAGUGCAAAUGAUAUAUCAAAAUAUGAUUAUGGAAGCUAUGGAACUGUUUUAAGCCCUUUUGUUUUGAUUAUCUUAAUUAUGAUGGCUUUUAUCAAUGAGCUGUUUACUGCUGAUUUAAAGCAUUCAGAGUCAGACAUAAAUAUAAGAGCGAGGUCGAAUUCUUUAUGAGAUUUAUUAUGAAUACUACUUUGCAUAAUUCAAUGUUUACUAUACGUAUUUAUGGAUACGCACUUGUAUAUUCACUAUUUAAUUAUAUCUUUAGUUAUGAACUUAUAUUUAUUUUAUUUAGGGUUGAAGUUUUUGCAUUAUUAUAAACCAACAGGAAUGCUAAUUAAAAUCUGUAAAGUUGGCACAAUUUGUAUUGUCAAAUUAUUUUUUAUGCUUGGCUAUGCAAUGGAUGAUCCUGCAUCUCUUCCUCUCCUUAGCAUAUUUAUAUCACCUUUAUUUUCUAUAUAUAUGAUCUAUUUUGUCAACAAAAAAUAUUCGAAACUAAAAAGAAUAACAAAUUGCCCAUUAAAUCAAUUUGCUUUUGAGCGUGCCUUUAGGCACUAUUUGAUAGAUAGCAAAUGCAAUAAUAAAGAGGAAAUCAUUAGAGCAUUUUGCCAAUGUUCUAUUCAGAACGGUUUUAAAUAUAAUGCCCUUUUUGUUAUAUGAGAAGUCAAUUUUAUCAGUCAUAUAGUCAAAAAUCAAAGAUUAGCAAGAGUAAAACUUGUAAAAACGGCAUAUUUGCCAUCAAAUGCCGAAGGAGUUAUCCAGAAACAAAAAUUAUUAAAAUAUUUGCUCCCCCCUCCGCGAACGAACAAAACAAAACCAUUAGAAAAAUCCACCCUCUGCGAAUGAAAAAAAAAAUUGAUAUGUAAGUGAUAAUUAGUAUAUUGAAAUCUCUAGCUAAUUCUGUUUAAUUUUAAACAGUUUGCAUUUUAAAACAUAAAUUUUACAAAUUAAAUUAAUAUUUGCUUUCCAAUUUUUGCGAAUUUGGAUUUUUUUUAAAUUUUGAAGAAAAAAGCAUUUAUAUAUGAUUUUUAAAAAAAAUAAAUUAAUCCCCUCCGUCUCCGUGAGCAAACAAAAUUUUUUGUUCGCUCAUGAAGGAGGGGAGUUAGAAGAUGAAUUAUCCAGAAAAUGGCCAGAAAUUGACCAUUUAGAAUAUUUAACUAAUUGUGAGGAAGUGAAAAAGCUUGAUGAGGAAUUCUGUAUUAUUUUAAUGGAUUUUUGAGCAGAAAUUAUUGAUAAAACCUCAAAAAUAUCUAGAAUCUGUAAUUUUACUAAUUCUUUCGUGUCCAAGGCAAGUAAAAUUUUAAAAAACUCAAUUUGCUGACUAUUUAUCUAAUUUAAAUAUAAUAAAAUAAGAUUUCUAAGAUUUAAUGGAUUUAGAAAAAGUUCUUUACAGCAUUCUAUAUUAAUAAAAUUUAUAAAAGAAUUCCCAGUAUCACGAAAAGGAUUAAUUUCCAAAAAAUAGGAUUUUUUCAAUAGUUGCUGGUUGAAGUAAUAGAAUUUUUGAUCUCUCAUGCAAAAUAAAAGCGCUUUAUCUUAGUCUUAUACACAAAAAUAAACACUCUGAAGUGCUUGAUUUAUAUGGGAUGUUUUUAAUAAAUAUUCUUGGGGAAAAUGAUGAAGGAAAUUUGAUUUUGCAAAGAAAGCAAAGUAUUAAAAAAAUUAAAUCAGGCAUGGGAGAUUUCGGAAAACCUUUAGAAGUUACGGAGCAUACAGGCUUCAUAUUAAUAUCAACCGAGCCUGACUCUUUUGGAGCUAUUUCUUAUAUGAAUGAAGAAGCUGCUUCAACCCUAAAAGUUUCAUCCCUCGACAUAGUUGGCGCUGAUUUUGGUAUUUUUAUCCCUAAGCCUUUUUCCUUGAUUCAUAAAGACAAAAUGAAAGAAUUUUAUCUCAAUUGUAAGACAACUUCGAUUCACAAGCCUCAGCCUUUGCCAUUUUUGGAUUCUACUGGACAUAUUAUUGAGUGCAUGAACUCAAUAAGAAUAGUAGCUUUCAAUGAUAAAGCCUAUUAUAUGGUUUCUUUUUCUAAGUUUAAAUCAUCGAGGCAAUCAAUACUUAUAUCUGAAGAUGGGUUUAUUUAUAGCCAUACUGCAAAAUUAUCAACCUGAAUUGAGUCAAAGAUCAGUGACUUUCAGGACAUGCAUAUAUCUGAACUAUCUUUUGGGAUUGAUUUAAGGAAGUUAAAGACAUUUGAGCCAGCUAUCAUUCAGCUGAAGCAUAAAAGAAUAGCGUUAGUAUUCAUAGUAAAAACAAUAAAAGAAACUAAAAUAAACAAUAUUUUAGUGCUAAGAGAUCAGAAUGAAAUAAAGCAAUGGUUAAACAAAAAUUGUGAAGAAAAAAAUGGAUUUUGUGAUUAUGAUAUGCCUAGCAUCAUAGAAGGUAUUGAAGCAUUUGCUACUGACCAAAAUGCACAGUUAGAUUAUUUCGAAGAAAAAAACAUUAUGGAUAAUUCUCAUGAAGAAAGCAGUUUUGAUAAAAAAUAUCUGUACCAAGCUAACAUAAGCAGCUUUUCCCAAAGUUCUACUACGGAUCGUAAAUUAUAUAUAGAAAAUGCAAAUAGAUUUAUAAAUGGCACUAUUGCUGCUAUAAAAGAUUUUAAAUGAAUUUUGCUAUUCACUGUACUUUUCACUUAG
Messenger RNA from Blepharisma stoltei, 3164 nucleotides. Lineage: Eukaryota; Ciliophora; Heterotrichea; Heterotrichida; Blepharismidae. The record is from the annotation of a GenBank genome assembly.